AUGGCUGAGGCAGUUGGUUUGUCUUCGUACACUGUUACUACAAUAAGAAAAAAUUACACACAGCCGGGGAAUUGGCCAAAGAAUGGAAAUAUUCCAAAUUUCCUGGAAAUAAUAGUCAUCUUAUCUGUUCCCAUCUGCAUCUGGGGACUAGCAGGGAAUGGAAUUGUCUUUUGGUUUCUCUGCUGCAAGUUGAAGAGGACUAAGAUCAUAAUGUAUUUCCUCAAUUUGGCAGUGGCAGAUUUCAUUGUGGUUUUCUACUACAUGAUAGCAUUUAGUUUAUUUUUGACACCAGUCACUGUCAAUAUGUACUUUUUACGUGUAAUGGAGAAUGUUUAUUUGAUCGGAUACAACUCCGGCAUCUAUUUUUUAACAGCUAUCAGUGCUACAAGGUACCUCACGGUCUUUUUCCCAAUCUGGUACCAAUGUCACCAGCCAAAGCAUCUCUCAGUAAUUGUCUUUUUGUGGACCUUGUCCUGCCUGAUGUCACUGAUGGUAUAUAUUGCCUGUUAUCCAAGAUUCCUCUCAACUCACCGUCUAGGUAGUCUCCGUUGUGGUGCUUCAAGUAUAUUUGCAGUUAUUGUCAACCUCUUUGCUUUCUUUCCCAUAAUGCUAUUUUCUGCUCUGGCAGUUUUUAUCAGAUUGCAAAAGAAAGGGGGGGAAAGCCCUCCAACAGGACUUGAUACCACCAUCACAGUCAUAGUUAUUCUGUUUCUGAUUUUUGGUUCUUCAGUUAGAUCUGUUGAUGCGUAUGCCUAUUGGGAUCAAAGGCUAGGUGCACCAUUCCCAUUUCUAAUUUCUCUGUUGUUUGAUUCCAUCAAGUGCAGCGCCAACCCUUUUGUAUAUCUCUUUCUUGGAUGGCGGAAGAGAGAGACGAGCUUAGAGCCCCUCUAUAAGUUUGUCGAGAGGGCAUUGAUGGAUAAAGGAAGUAUGGCAGAGGACACAGACGCAGGACAAAAGCAGGACUCAAGCCAUCCUAAGAAAUGA
This is a messenger RNA of Elgaria multicarinata webbii, 984 nucleotides long. RefSeq names its product proto-oncogene Mas-like. Gene Ontology annotation, molecular function: G protein-coupled receptor activity. NCBI's taxonomy places the organism in Eukaryota, Metazoa, Chordata, Lepidosauria, Squamata, Anguidae. The record is from RefSeq and is a predicted model, not a curated record. Bases 1 to 984 code for a protein of 327 amino acids. Gene Ontology annotation, biological process: G protein-coupled receptor signaling pathway. Gene Ontology annotation, cellular component: membrane. The transcript has a single exon.